UGGAGUCCGUGUUUGAUUUAUUCCUUCGGUUCAACAUAAAAAGUCCAUAUCCGUUUGUUGCAGUCUGAUGGAUCUUGCAGCAGCCGCUUUAUGCAUUGGCUUUGCCUCCCUAAUGAAAUUUUCAAGCAUUAGCAAAAAGAUGACUUGUGAGCUUUUACGUCGAGCUAUACCGGUGAAUGACCUGAAAGGGUUGGGGGAAUUUCUUGAAAAUAAUAAGAUAGAAAACCCCGCUGUUGUGGUACAUGGAACAGUUGGAUCAAACUCAACGGUGGAGAACAGCCGUUUGGGUGUUUUCGUCAAGGAAAGGGCUUCACUUGAGUUAAAGAAGAUGAAACUCUUUGUCUCGGCAGUACUGGACUCGAGCGGUACCAUCAUCGAGGGCAUGGCUUCACUUGAGUUAAAGAAGAUGAAUCUCAUUGUUUCAGCAGUACCGGACUCGAGCAGAACCAUCAUCAAGGAAACGGAUUCAGUUAAGUUUGAGAAGACGAAGCUCUUUGAUUUGGCAGUACAGGAAUCUAAAACCAUUUUUGUGAGCCGUAAGGGAAGUUCCUUGGUAUUUGUUGCUUCUAUUUCCACGAUGAUAGGAUGAUGGUACUGCUCGAGUCUAUGUAUUGAAUUACCAAUAUGCCGCAGGAUUUUAUGAUACUUUAAAAACGUACUGCUCUACUGAACCAAUCAUUGCAUACUUUAAAAGCCCUGUUUCUGAUGAAAAAAUCAAGAUUACUGAGGAUAUUGACUGUAAAAAUUGUUCUCAAGUUCUUGAGAUUGGCACGUAUUUGACUGUUGUUGGUAGGGCUGAGAGAGACAAAGAUGGAGCUCCUACGAUAGGAAACGCAUUUCAGUUCUUCAUUGGACAUAGAGAACUUAACGAAUUGGUUACGAAUUUGGAAUCAGAAUCAGAGUAAGAAAUAUAUCUUAUUUAUUUUAAUUACUGAAUAUGUACUUUCUCAGAAUGUUUCUCUUGUCACAUUUUGCAGGGGGUGUGCGACUUUAUCCUUUUCCUUAACAGUUUUGGGUGCUAUUUUGCUCGCUCUGAACAUAAUGCAAACAGCUGUAGAAAGAUCGUGAUGAUACAGCUUAUAUUACUGCUUUCAAUUUGAUAUUUUUUUUGUUUUGUUUUUAGCUGUCAUCAUAUCUAUUAGUCGCUGACUAUGUAUAUUUAUCAAUCAGAUUAAAACAA
This is a messenger RNA of Brassica oleracea var. oleracea, 1180 nucleotides long. RefSeq lists its product as uncharacterized. The coding region runs from base 68 to 589 and encodes 173 amino acids. NCBI's taxonomy places the organism in Eukaryota, Viridiplantae, Streptophyta, Magnoliopsida, Brassicales, Brassicaceae. The record is from RefSeq and is a predicted model, not a curated record. The transcript has 9 exons.